Balaenoptera acutorostrata (minke whale) is the source of this 2083-nucleotide messenger RNA. RefSeq names its product interferon regulatory factor 1 (gene IRF1). NCBI's taxonomy places the organism in Eukaryota, Metazoa, Chordata, Mammalia, Artiodactyla, Balaenopteridae. The coding region runs from base 246 to 1214 and encodes 322 amino acids. The record is from RefSeq and is a predicted model, not a curated record. The transcript has 10 exons. Gene Ontology annotation, cellular component: nucleus. Gene Ontology annotation, biological process: immune system process; regulation of transcription by RNA polymerase II. Gene Ontology annotation, molecular function: RNA polymerase II cis-regulatory region sequence-specific DNA binding; DNA-binding transcription factor activity, RNA polymerase II-specific.
CCGGCGCCGAUACCCCGGCAGAGCGCGCCACUCCUUCGUCGAGGCAGGACGUGCGCCCGAGCCGGGCGGAGCAGAGGCCAGCGGGAGCCGAGCCAAGCCGAGGCCAGCCGUGCCCAGCGGCUCCGCGACCCAGGCAUCCUCUGCCUUCUGCCCGCUCCCACGCGCUCCCCGCGCCCGCUCAGCAGCCCUCGCCGCGCCGGGACCCUCGGGCGCCGCCGCUGAAAAGCGCUUGAAGCCGAGCCAACAUGCCCAUCACUCGGAUGCGCAUGAGACCCUGGCUAGAGAUGCAGAUUAAUUCCAACCAAAUCCCAGGGCUGAUCUGGAUUAAUAAAGAGGAGAUGAUCUUCCAGAUCCCAUGGAAGCACGCUGCCAAGCAUGGCUGGGACAUCAACAAGGAUGCCUGUCUGUUUCGGAGCUGGGCCAUUCACACAGGCCGAUACAAAGCAGGGGAAAAGGAGCCGGAUCCCAAGACAUGGAAGGCCAACUUUCGCUGUGCCAUGAACUCCCUGCCAGAUAUCGAGGAGGUGAAGGACCAGAGCAGGAACAAGGGCAGUUCAGCUGUGCGGGUGUACCGGAUGCUCCCACCCCUCACCAAGAACCAGAGGAAAGAGAGAAAGUCCAAGUCCAGCCGAGAUGCUAAGAGCAAGGCCAAGAAGAAGUCAUUUGGGGAAUCCAGCCCCGAUACCUUCUCUGAUGGACUCAGCAGCUCCACCCUGCCUGAUGACCACAGCAGCUACACAACUCAGGGCUACAUGGGGCAGGACUUGGACGUUGAACGGGCCCUUACUCCAGCACUGUCACCGUGUGCCGUCAGUAGCACUCUCCCCGACUGGCGCAUUCCAGUGGAAAUUGUGCCAGACAGCACCAGUGACCUGUACAACUUUCAGGUGUCGCCCAUGCCCUCCACCUCUGAAGCUGCAACAGAUGAGGACGAGGAAGGGAAAUUAACUGAGGACAUCAUGAAGCUCUUGGAGCAGUCAGGGUGGCAGCAGACAAGCGUGGAUGGGAAGGGGUACCUGCUCAAUGAACCUGGGGCCCAGCCCACCUCUGUCUAUGGAGACUUCAGCUGCAAGGAGGAGCCAGAAGUUGACAGCCCUGGGGGGUAUAUUGGGCUGAUAUCUUCAGAUCUGAAGAACAUGGACACCAGCUGGCUGGACAGCCUGCUGCCCCCAGUCAGGCUGCCCUCCAUCCAGGCCAUUCCUUGUGCACCAUAGGUGGGCCCCUGGCCCCCUUUUACUUCUCUAGGCAAGCAGGACCUGGCAUCAUGGCAGCUGUGGUGCAGAGAAGCAGGAAUCCUGUGGCCCCUUGAUACGACAAAGUGUAACCCCACUGCUGACCAGGGAUGGGGCUUUCCUCCUUGGGACAGUGGCCUCUGGGGGUCCGGCAGGCCAGGGUCUGGGCUUAUCUUGUGGGGUAAAGCUGGCCCUGCUUCCUGGGAAGAUGGCGUCCUGAGACUGGUGUGUCAGGUGGAGGUCUCAGAGAGGAGUCAGCCUCCAGCUUUUCCCUCUGAGCCCAGCUGCCUGGAGAGGGUCUUGCUGUCACUGAGCUGGCCCAAGGGAACGGGCCAGUGACCUCAGAAAGCACAGCACCAACUCCAGGGCUGGCUCUGCACUAAGAGACAAUUGCACUAAGUGAAUCCUGUUCCCAAAGAACCACCUCCCUUCCUAGCUGAGCCCUGGGGACUGUUCCAAAGCCAGUGAAAUGUGAAGGAAGAAUGGGGUCCUGUGGGACAGUGCCCCCUCUGCCUCAGAGGAGCUCUGCCCCGCUCCCUGCGUAGGCUGAGGGGCUUGUGAAAAAACCUGGCACUUUUUCUUGUGGACCUUGCCACAUUUCUGAUCAGAGGUGUACACUAACGUUUCCCCCAAGCUCUUGGCCUUUGCAUUUAUUUAUACUGUGCCUUGCUCUGCACCCACCUGCCCCCUCAGGCAGGCCCCAGCAGCCCCCAGCAGGCCCAGGGAGGCAAGUGUGAGUGUGACUUUUAAAAUUGGAAACGUCAUCUGACCACUAAGUCAUGUGUGACCACACAUGUACAUGUGUGUAAAUAUGUACAUUUGUCUUUUUAUAAAACGUUAAUUGUUUAUAA